AUGGUUCAGUUCUUUGUCGAUUUCAUGGCCUCGGACAGCUCUGCCUGUCUUGAUGAGGCUGGAAAUCAGGAGGACGAAAUUGAUCACUCUGGCUUUGAAGAAGACCAUGUUUCGGAUAACGAAGUAGAAUACGGACGUUCCAGGAAUGAAGAAGGCGACCAUCCAGAUAGUGAAGAAGAAACAAGGAAUUUGGAUACAAGUCGGAAGUUCGAGGAAGUAAUUAAGGAAAAUGAAAAUCUUUUCUUGAGGUUUGAGAAAGAGAGAUUAGAAAAGGAUCAGCUGAUCGACGAAUUACUGGACAAGGUAGAGGGCCUGACCUUAGCAGGACUGCAGAUGGAAAAACACAUCAGACAACUCGAACGACUAAACAAAGAAAAGGAAAGAAAGAUCAGUUCAAUGUCCGAAGAGAUGCAGAAGCUGAAAAGCGAAAUGAUUGAAAAGGCGAAGGUCACAGAUGUCCAAAGGAAGGAAAACGAGGAGAGAGACCAGAUGCUAAUUAUUUUGGAAAACACGGUCUCAGUGCUCUCGAUGGAGAAGGACACUUUGCAUCGAAGUCUACAGCAAAACGAUAAAAGCCGAGACGAAAUGCAAAUAAAAAUGAACAAGCUGAAUCGGAGGACUGGAAGGACUUUCGAAAAGAGAAUGGAAGGAAAGAAAAGAACAUAG
Messenger RNA from Macrobrachium nipponense, 666 nucleotides. Its product is annotated as centrosomal protein of 135 kDa-like. Bases 1 to 666 code for a protein of 221 amino acids. The record is from RefSeq and is a predicted model, not a curated record. The transcript has a single exon. Lineage: Eukaryota; Metazoa; Arthropoda; Malacostraca; Decapoda; Palaemonidae.